Molecule: messenger RNA, 1680 nt
Organism: Cucumis melo (muskmelon)
Lineage: Eukaryota; Viridiplantae; Streptophyta; Magnoliopsida; Cucurbitales; Cucurbitaceae
Product: actin
Exons: 6
Coding region: 253-1386 (377 amino acids)
Cellular component (GO): cytoplasm
Source: RefSeq, a predicted model, not a curated record
GUCCACGCCUCGUGAGGCGGGUAGUUGCUAGCUAAGAAAUCAACUUCGAGCUCAAGCGCUUUUGAUUUCCAAGGGUUUCGAAAACCAAAACCAAAAAAUUUUAAAAAAGGAUCUGAGCUGCAUUGUAUGAUUUUGGGGAACAUGAUUGAUGAAUUUGAAGACUGAUUAUUUUCUCAUAUAUUAGAUUCAGGAGCUUAGCAUAUUGUUUUCUUCUUCCUAGCUCUGAAAGAACCGUUCCAGACAAUAUAAAAGAUGGCUGAUAACGAGGAUAUCCAGCCUCUCGUCUGUGAUAAUGGAACAGGGAUGGUUAAGGCUGGGUUUGCUGGGGAUGAUGCUCCAAGGGCCGUCUUCCCUAGCAUUGUUGGUCGCCCCCGUCAUACAGGUGUUAUGGUCGGAAUGGGACAGAAAGAUGCUUAUGUUGGGGAUGAAGCUCAGUCCAAGCGUGGUAUUUUGACUCUCAAAUACCCCAUUGAGCAUGGAAUUGUCAGCAACUGGGAUGACAUGGAGAAGAUUUGGCAUCACACCUUCUACAAUGAACUUCGUGUCGCUCCAGAAGAACAUCCAGUUCUUCUCACUGAAGCACCACUCAAUCCCAAAGCUAACCGUGAGAAAAUGACCCAGAUUAUGUUUGAGACCUUCAAUGCACCAGCUAUGUAUGUAGCCAUUCAAGCCGUCCUUUCCCUUUAUGCCAGUGGUCGUACAACUGGUAUUGUGCUUGAUUCUGGAGAUGGUGUCAGUCACACAGUUCCCAUCUAUGAGGGAUAUGCACUUCCACAUGCUAUCCUACGUCUUGAUCUUGCUGGUCGUGACCUCACGGACGCCCUCAUGAAAAUUUUGACUGAGCGUGGUUAUUCCUUCACCACCACAGCCGAGCGUGAAAUUGUGAGAGAUAUGAAGGAAAAAUUGGCCUACAUUGCCCUCGACUAUGAGCAAGAAUUAGAAACCUCUAAGACUAGCUCUUCUGUUGAGAAGAGUUAUGAGUUGCCUGAUGGUCAGGUGAUUACCAUCGGCGCUGAGCGCUUCCGAUGUCCAGAAGUCCUCUUCCAGCCAUCCAUGAUCGGUAUGGAAGCUGCUGGUAUUCACGAAACCACAUACAAUUCCAUCAUGAAAUGUGAUGUUGACAUCAGGAAAGAUUUGUAUGGAAACAUUGUGCUCAGUGGUGGUUCAACCAUGUUCCCUGGCAUUGCCGAUAGAAUGAGCAAGGAGAUCACGGCGUUGGCGCCGAGCAGCAUGAAGAUUAAGGUGGUUGCACCACCCGAAAGGAAAUACAGUGUGUGGAUCGGAGGUUCCAUCUUGGCAUCCUUAAGCACUUUCCAACAGAUGUGGAUUGCCAAGGCAGAGUAUGAUGAAUCUGGUCCUUCAAUUGUUCACAGGAAAUGCUUCUAAUCACGAGCAAACACGUUUCGGGUUCAAUACUACUGUUUUACCUGAGAAAGAAAAUUGCUGCUUGAAUUUCCCUCUUUUGUUCAACUCUGUUUUUCCAUUUUUUCCCCUCUUCUUUUUGUACCUUCUCUCUCUCUUAUCAUAAUGUAUCGUGUCAACCUUUAGACUUUUUGUCGAUCAUUCAGUUAUCCCUUGUGAGCCUUUGGAGCCAAGUCAAUUGUGUUUAUUUUUAAUUCCUUAUUCUUCUCAAUAUUGUGAUCAGUGAGGAAAUUUUGAAUAAUUAUCCUUUUCUAUCUA